This is a messenger RNA of Cutaneotrichosporon cavernicola, 1068 nucleotides long. RefSeq lists its product as uncharacterized. Gene Ontology annotation, cellular component: membrane. The transcript has 7 exons. The record is from RefSeq and is a predicted model, not a curated record. The coding region runs from base 1 to 1068 and encodes 355 amino acids. Lineage: Eukaryota; Fungi; Basidiomycota; Tremellomycetes; Trichosporonales; Trichosporonaceae.
AUGUCUACCUUCUCCGGCUCCCUCAUAGGGAAGCGCAAGGCUGAUCUUGUCGAGAUUGCCGAGGCGCUCGGCGUCGACGAUGCCGCAUCCAAGAACAUGGUCACUCUGAGGGAGGAUAUUCAGACUCGUCUUGACACCGACGCGGAAAAGUAUCGCACCCACCCUCAGUUUGAGGGGCUGUACCGCCGCACCCGCCGGAGCCAUGUCGAGGCGAACGACGACAGCGACUCACCCGCCCCCGAGAAGACGCCCCGAACUCGCCGCUCCCUCGCCAAGGUCGUGGACCACCUCACCGAGGCCGCGAGCGUGCCCCUUCCGGACUCUCCUGCGAAAGUCUUCCGCUCGGUCGCGCAGGACACUACCGAGGCGUUCCGCGAGGUCGCUGACGAUGCUCUUGCUCUCGUCGAGACGGACACGCGUAAUAUCGUCGCCCGCCUCCGCGACGGUGCCGACGAGGUUGCCCGCGUAAUUCGCCCGGUCGUGCACCACACGGAGGAACACUGGCGCAAUGCGCGCGACAUCUUCUCGCAGGCGGACAACCUCCUCAUCGCGGCGAUCGCGCUCGAGGGCGCCGCCUUGUACUAUCGCGUUACGAAGUUCCACCACAUCACGCUCACUUUCCCUCCGCGGGACACAGAACCCGGAUCGUUCGGCACGUUUUUCGGGAAUGCCUUCUCGUGGGCACCGACACUUGCUUGGACAUUUGUCGUCCCCCGCUACUCACACUUCUGGCAGCGUUCGGAUGUGUGGCCUGCCCUUACGUGGUGGCUCGGCGCAACGGUGCUCCCGCCGCUCUUUCUCAGCACGAUAGUGUCCUUUGUUCCACAGAAGGGCGUUAACCCCCGUCGGGGCGUCACGACGCGGUACCAGAGUGCCAACCCCCCGACACCGACCGUCGACGCGCUCACGUUUGCCAUCUUCCGUUUCGCGAUUCUGCUUGCGGUGCUGUACGACGCCGCCCCGUUCAACCUUACGUACGCGCUUAACCUCAGCGGCGACGCAACACUGCGUGUACUAAACGCUGGCGUUCUCUUUGCGCUUGUGCUUGCCCAGCGUCUCGCCGCCUAA